Molecule: messenger RNA, 2026 nt
Organism: Schistocerca cancellata (South American locust)
Lineage: Eukaryota; Metazoa; Arthropoda; Insecta; Orthoptera; Acrididae
Product: malonyl-CoA decarboxylase, mitochondrial-like
Exons: 10
Coding region: 115-1854 (579 amino acids)
Biological process (GO): positive regulation of fatty acid oxidation; acetyl-CoA biosynthetic process; malonyl-CoA catabolic process
Cellular component (GO): mitochondrial matrix; peroxisomal matrix
Molecular function (GO): malonyl-CoA decarboxylase activity
Source: RefSeq, a predicted model, not a curated record
UCCAUUCCACCUCCACCUCAAUUAUGUAGUGGUACUUUACUGUACAUUCAAACUUGUGUGUAUUAUCAGAUCCUCAUAUAAAAGUAUCAGAGUUUUCCGCUUAGGAUACGUGACAUGAAUUGCGCAAAGAAACUUAUUUUAAGCAGAAAGGUUAUGUUACUAUUUGAAAUACGUGCACCUAAACUUGAGUACGAAAUAACUGGUGCCUGUUUCAGACCACAUUUUCGGUAUUUCCACAGAGAGAACAGAUUAAAUCGAAUGGCGGAUGGUGAAGAUGGAAAUACCGUGAAAUAUAGUGCUCUGCGAGCUAUGAAAAUCACGACUGGGGCAACGGAUGAUACGAAACGUAGAAAUAUCGAAGACAGUGACGACCCGGAUUCAUUUUUUUCUAUUACAGAAGGUUUAUCGAAACUACCGAGCACAGAAGAGGACGAAUAUCGUGUGAAAGCGUUGCUUAAUGAAAUUUUAACUUUGCGUAACACCAAUAUCAGUAGCUGGAUUAUUGAGAGUAAAGUAAAAAACUUGUGUGCAGCCUACAAAUGUCUUCUGAAGCCUCACAGACAUGGCUUUCUCAAAGCAUUGUCUACCGAGCAUUCUGUAGAUCAUACAGCAGUCAGAAAAGCAGCAGAAUGUUUACCAAGUUCAGAGACUUCAUGCGACACUGCACAGAUUCUGAAGGCAGAGGAAAGAUUAAGAAACUUCUUGACACCACCCUACUCCUGGCUUUUCACACAUGUGAGUCGGCUCGAAACAGGUGUCAAAUUUUUGGUUGACUUGCGUACCGAUAUCUUGUCACUUAUUUCUGAGACCGAAGUGGGGAAUCCUUUGCUCCCAUCACUCCAACAGCUGAACAUCACACUGAAAGAAAUGCUUGCUCUAUGGUUCUCUGUAGGAUUUCUCAAACUUGAGAGAAUUACAUGGAGAUCACCAUGUGAAAUGUUGCAGAAGAUCUCUGAAUAUGAAGCAGUACAUCCAGUUAGGAGCUGGACUGAUCUGAAAAGAAGAGUUGGCCCCUAUAGGAGGUGUUUCGUGUACACCCACACAAGCAUGCCAUUUGAGCCAAUAGUUGUCCUGCACACAGCACUGAGUGACAACAUAGCAAGUAGUAUGCGUGGUAUUGUGUCUGCUGCUGCACGCAUGUCAAUUGACGCCUCAGCUUCAGCAACUGGAAUUGGGCAUACAGAAUGUGAAGAUCCUUCAUCUAUAAAAGCAGCUAUAUUUUACUCUAUAACAUCAACUCAAAAAGGAUUACAGGGUAUUGAAUUAGGAAAUUAUUUGAUCAAGAGAGUUGUACAAGAAGUCCAAGCAGAAUUUCCACAGGUGACAAAAUUUUCAACACUUUCUCCAAUUCCAACAUUUCGUCUAUGGUUCUUGGAAAAGCUUAAGUCUGAAGAAAAAGGUAGUGGGCCCUCAACUAUUUUCACACCUUCUGAAAUUGAGGAGCUACGAUCACAUUUGAAAUGUGAGAACAUAUGGGAAGAACUGAGAAACAUUUGCAAAACAGGUGGAUGGAUGAACAAUCACGCAUUAGUUGAGAUGAUGGAAGCUCCACUCAUGCGUAAUUGUGCUCGUUAUUUGUAUUUGGAAAAAAGACGAGGGUAUGCAUUUGAUAGUGUUGCAAAUUUCCAUCUCCGAAAUGGGGCUGUAAUGUGGCGUCUUAAUUGGAGAGCUGACUUAACUGCUCGCGGUUUAAAUAAUUCCUAUGGAAUGAUGGUUAAUUACAGGUAUUUUCUAGAUGAAACUGAAACAAAUCAUCGAAACUAUCAAGAAAAGCAAUACAUUGCAGCCUCGGAGCAAAUUAGCAAACUCGCAACAGCAGCUGCGGAACUAGUCUCACUUCCAUCAAAAAUAUAAUUACCAUUGAUAUAUGGUUAAAAUGUUUCCAGUCCAUUUGUUAUCAUUACAUGCGAAUAUGCUUGACUGUGCAGUUCUGUCUUUGACUAGCGUGUAAAUAAUGGAAAGUUGUGAUUUGAAAUAGUUUUGGAAACAAGUGAAAAUUAAACUGUUCAUUGUUUUAUUACUAUUA